AUGGCCAUGCGUGCGUGUAACUUGUAAGGGCGCUGUGCAGAAGCUGCAACAGUGAGUCGGAACUCUGCCAUCGCUCUCUGCACUCAUCAAUCAAACAGAUUGCUCACGCUCUGCAACUGUCUGUUUGCUGGGAGAUAGAUAGCUGUCUGUUCGAGUGCCAAGCGACUUUUAUACACACCAGCCUGUUUCGCUGUGUGCGUAGCUGGAGCGGCCGGCUAUUCGUCUCUCUUUUGCCCGACUUCGUGGACCGGCGUAGCUGGGAAGAUAACAGCAAAAUUCGGUUUCAGGUGUCGAGGCUGGACAGCAACAAGAGCGAGAGAGAGUACGAAGGGUAUGCUGAUUUUGUGCGUCUUGCUGUUAUUUAGACCCAUGCUCGAGUUAAACGAGUUGGAGAGCACGUCGACUGGGAGAUUGAAGUCCAGUGACUCCUGAAUGUGGCAUACUGAGUUCGAGGGAGCUGACUUUUGAUUCAUGCUAAGGUUGUGGGUCUAGUUGCUGCAGUUUCUUACUGAAUCUCAUGUAACCUCACUGGUGUAUGUUCUCUGAUUUUCAUCAUCCGCUGUUAGCAGAAUCGUUUCGGUUCUGCUGUUCUUACUGUACUAGCUAAUUACAAACCUGUAGGGAGAGAGAUAGAGGUCUACAUUGCGAUGGAAAUGGAAACUGUGUGGAGGAAGUGUACAGUUCAAAGUAACGUCCCAUUCAAAUCCAUAUCAUGGACAUGUGUUGCCCAUUUUUUCUCAACUUUUCCUCAGCACGCUGAACUCUAGCAGACUCGUCUUCGCCCCAGGUUUUUUUAAAGUUAUAAACUCCCAUUCUUCUUUAGAAAAGCCCUGUGUCGCCGUUUCGAGACAUGGCAUUGAGGAGGCAUUACCGUCUGCAAGAUCUGCGACGUUCUUUGUUGAGCUUUGCCAUCAUUUUUGUCUCCUUGACCAGUAGUUGGGGUACGAGCUUCUCCCAGACGGACGGCAGUUCUCCGACAACUAACCCAGUGGAUCUGCAAGUCCUGCACGAGAUGAUGUACUCCUUGAACUUCGAAGAGGACUGGAACACCUACUUUCCUGACCCCUGUGUUUCGGGCCCUCAGGGCAUUCUUUGCGAGCCUGACCCAGUGACAGGAGUCCUCUUCGUCACUCAGUUGCAGUUCGGCUACAUUUCGCCGAUUGACAACAUCAUUCCCUGCAGCUUCAACGCCUCCAUCCCAUCAUCCAUCGCCAAGCUCACCCGUCUCGAUACGCUUGCCUUCUACAGCUGCUUCGUGAAUUCUACCGCUACAAUCCCUGAGGAGAUCACCCUCCUCGGACCCACUCUCAGGUUGCUCUCCCUACGAAGAAAUCCUUCACUGACAGGUACAAUACCUGCAGGCAUCGGAAAACUCACAGGGCUGCAGCGCUUGGUCCUCUCGCAGAACGGAUUGCAGGGAGAGAUUCCAGCGGAGUUGAGCAACUUGCAGAACUUGAUCCAACUGGACUUGAGCCACAAUAACUUGUCCGGCUCAAUACCUGCAACGUUGAGCACUAUGGACAGCCUCGUAAACUUGGACCUUCGCUACAACCAGCUUGACGGGGAGUUUCCUGCAGGGCUUGGCCAGGGCUUUGGGCAUCUUCAGCGGUUGGCCGCUAGCUACAACAAGCUCUCUGGAAGUUUGCCGGACACUUUCACGGGUCUCAAAUAUCUCACCUUCUUGGAUUUGAGUUACAACCACCUCAUGGGCAAUUUGCCGCCAUCGCUGGGGAACCUAGCAAACCUUCAAGACUUGUUUCUGAAUUCCAACUCUCUGGAUGGCGAGAUUCCAGAGUCGUUGGGCUCCUUGAUACCCCUGAAGAGGCUCGAUCUAUCAUCUUGUGGUUUCGUGGGCUUGAUUCCUGAUUCUUUGAAAGGGUUACAGAAUCUUAGAUAUCUCUCCGUGAGCAACAACCACCUCUCUGGGCCGAUUCCGGCCUCUUUGGCCUCGUUGCCCGUGUUAUUCACCCUCAACUUGGACGGUAAUCAGCUCAGUGGUGCAGUACCAUUUCCAUCAAGCUUCAUACAGAAAAUGGGACGGAAUAUGUUGCUGAAUGGCAAUCCGGGGCUUUGUUACACCCCUCAGUUGGUGACCAUCAAGAUGCUGCUGGGGUUGAACCAGUGCCCCGAUCUGCAAGUGUCGGCUCCUGUUCCAACAGCUCCUGCACCGGCAACCUCUCCCAAUGGGAGCUGGAAACUAACUAUCAGCUUUCAACUCGGUAUUGUGGUACUGGUGUCCCAUCUUCUCCUUCUUCACGCCAUUUAACGGAAGAUCAGAUCAGGAACAUGCUUUUAAUGACGUUUCGCGUCUAGAUUGCCCUGCAAUCUGUUCCAAGAGGGACGUGGGGUUGCAGCAGAAAGUGAGGAACUAAUUCUUUUCCAAAUCAGGAGCUGCGCAUGUGUGUGUGUGUGACGGACGUAUCGCAUUGGAGGUUGGUGUAAUUACCCUUCUGAAGAUUCACCAUAUCCUCCGACACCACAUGCAUCUUUGUCAAGCUUUGAAGAUUGAUGCCAUCUUUCCUGCCCUUCUCAAUCUACGCUGCAAGGUGACCAGACUUCGAAGGCUCACCCUCACCGGGUUUUUUCUGGCCUUAUAUGAUUGGACUUGUAACGAUAAUAUUUCUUAAGCUUGCUAGUCUACCUUAGAAUGCAAACAGGAUUGAAGCAAUUUAUUUUAUUUUAUUUUAUUUUAUUUUUCUGGUGUGGUACGCCUCAGCGAAUAUGUAGAAGGCCCACUUUGUGUUGCUCCGAAUGAGCUUUCAUCAUAGAUACCUUAUUGUUGCCCCAAAUUAGUGAUUAAACAGUCAGAUACUGCUUUAUUUGUAAAUAUGUUGGCGGCAGUUCAAACGAGGGGCAAUCAAGAGAGACAUGCUGACAAUCACAGUACUGAAAUCUUCACUGAUUGGUAUACUCUCGUAAGUUUUGUUGGUUUGCACAAAACAAAACAAAACAAACACUCAUAUUCUUCACAAUUAUGGAGGAUUCGUUUGUGCAGGUAACCUUCCCAGUUAUUACUUGCUUUUGAAAUAAACCGAAUGUUUACCUUCGCUUGCAA
Physcomitrium patens is the source of this 3055-nucleotide messenger RNA. RefSeq lists its product as uncharacterized. Gene Ontology annotation, molecular function: protein binding. The record is from RefSeq and is a predicted model, not a curated record. NCBI's taxonomy places the organism in Eukaryota, Viridiplantae, Streptophyta, Bryopsida, Funariales, Funariaceae.